Messenger RNA from Psylliodes chrysocephalus, 2624 nucleotides. The record is from the annotation of a GenBank genome assembly. Lineage: Eukaryota; Metazoa; Arthropoda; Insecta; Coleoptera; Chrysomelidae.
AUUUUGACUUUUGACAGCCGGUUUUUUCUGUCAUUUUAAUUCAUCCAUUUUGUGCUGUCGCACGUGAAGAUCAAAGUGCUUGAAUAGAAAAAAAACCGAAAAAAAUGUUGUCAGCGGCACGGGCCAUUAGCAGAAAAGCCGUCGAUUGUUCAAAAUUAAGUUUCGAAAAAAGCGGAACCAAAAAUUUCAGCCAUAUUUUAAAUAAGAGAUACCCACUGUACUCUUUAAGUCCUAAAUAUGACAGUCAUUUACGAAACAAAUCUGAAGGAGUUAAAGGUGCCGUUAUCGGUAUUGAUUUGGGUACCACGAACUCCUGCGUGGCCGUCAUGGAAGGUAAACAAGCCAAAGUAAUUGAAAAUGCAGAAGGUUCCAGAACCACACCUUCAGUGGUUGCUUUUUCAAAAGAUGGAGAACGUCUGGUUGGUAUGCCCGCUAAACGGCAGGCAGUCACUAACUCAGCCAACACAUUUUACGCCACAAAACGUCUGAUUGGAAGGCGAUUCGAAGACGAUGAAGUUAAGAAAGAUAUGAAAACACUUUCAUACAAAAUCGUGAGGGCUUCGAAUGGCGACGCUUGGAUUCAGGCCAGCGACGGCAAAAUGUAUUCCCCCAGCCAGGUAGGAGCGUUCGUUUUGGUCAAAAUGAAGGAAACCGCCGAGGCUUACUUGAACACCAAAGUCAAGAACGCCGUUAUCACCGUUCCGGCUUACUUCAACGAUUCCCAACGUCAGGCCACCAAAGAUGCUGGUCAGAUUUCGGGUCUGAACGUAUUGAGGGUCAUCAACGAACCAACCGCGGCUGCUUUGGCUUACGGAAUGGAUAAAACUGAAGAUAAAGUUAUCGCGGUUUAUGACUUGGGUGGUGGUACUUUCGAUAUAUCCAUCUUGGAAAUUCAAAAAGGAGUGUUUGAAGUGAAAUCUACCAACGGAGAUACGUUCCUUGGCGGCGAAGACUUCGACAACAUUCUCGUCCACCACUUGGUGUCGGAAUUCAAAAAGGAGCAGGGCAUCGACAUCACUAAAGACCCUAUGGCUAUGCAGCGGCUGAAGGAAGCUGCCGAAAAGGCUAAAAUUGAGUUGUCGUCUUCCGUUCAAACCGACAUUAAUCUACCAUAUUUAACGAUGGACGCUUCCGGUCCCAAGCACAUGAAUCUCAAGUUGUCGCGAUCGAAGUUCGAGAGUCUCGUCGGGGAUCUAAUUAAGAGGACGAUCCAGCCCUGUCAAAAAGCUUUAAAGGACGCUGAAGUGUCCAAGAGUGAUGUAGGCGAAGUUAUAUUGGUCGGCGGUAUGACCAGGAUGCCGAAAGUACAAAGCACCGUACAGGAUAUAUUCGGUAAACAACCCAGUAGAUCAGUCAACCCAGAUGAAGCAGUUGCCGUUGGUGCCGCCGUACAGGGUGGUGUACUAGCUGGCGACGUUACUGACGUCCUUCUCCUCGAUGUCACUCCACUAUCUUUAGGUAUCGAGACCCUAGGAGGUGUUUUCACCAGGUUAAUCAAUAGAAACACCACAAUCCCAACCAAGAAGAGUCAGGUCUUCUCUACCGCCGCAGACGGUCAAACCCAAGUCGAAAUCAAAGUCCAUCAAGGUGAGCGCGAAAUGGCCGGCGACAACAAACUUUUGGGCCAAUUUUCUUUGGUCGGCAUCCCUCCAGCACCAAGAGGCGUACCCCAAGUCGAAGUCACCUUCGACAUCGACGCCAACGGCAUCGUCCACGUCUCGGCCAGGGACAAGGGUACAGGCAAGGAACAACAAAUCGUAAUCCAAUCUUCCGGCGGGCUCAGCAAGGACGAAAUCGAAAACAUGGUCAAGAACGCCGAACAGUAUGCCAAACAGGACAAGGUCAAGAAGGACAGAGUGGAAGCUGUUAACCAGGCUGAAGGUAUAAUUCACGAUACGGAAACGAAAAUGGAGGAGUACAAGUCGCAAUUGCCGCAAGAGGAGUGCAACAAAUUGAAGGAGGAAAUUACCAAAGUUAAGGAUUUAUUGGCGAAGAAAGACGAGACCGAUCCGGAAGAAAUACGUAAAGCGACGAGUACGUUGCAACAGUCGUCGUUGAAGUUAUUUGAAAUGGCGUACAAAAAGAUGGCGGCGGAAAGGGAAAGCAGUAGCGGCAGUGGCCAGCAGACGGAUCAACAACAACAACAACAACAACCCGACGACAAACAGCAGUCAGAUGAGAAACAGAAGAAGGAAGAAAAGAAUUAAACUCUGCGCCGCUUCUUUAUCGUUUACAAUUUAUACAAAACAUUCUAGUGUAAAUACCAAACAAAUAACGUGAUGUACUUUCGUCGAGGGUUGCGGAUUUUUUGUAGUGCUGCCGCCUUCAAGACGGGAAGUUUUUCUCUUUUUUCCGAGAAAGAUUCGUAAAAAUUGCGGUUUGGCAUCUAUGUAGCAAUUUUUCAUUUUUCGACGGGAGAUUCGAAAUUUAUAAAACUUCCAAACAUGGGACUGAUCGACGCUCUGAAAGCUUUUGGAUGAACGGAUGGAUGAAUGAAUGUCAAAUGUAUGAAUCGUAGGUAAACAGUUAUAUGUCGUGUUUCAUAGUUUUCACUAUUUUUACGAGAUGUGUUAUGAGUUUCUGUUAAUUAAAUAUAAUAAAUUUCUUAUAAAAAUCGAAAAAAA